Molecule: messenger RNA, 3899 nt
Organism: Hemibagrus wyckioides
Lineage: Eukaryota; Metazoa; Chordata; Actinopteri; Siluriformes; Bagridae
Exons: 18
Coding region: 692-3253 (853 amino acids)
Source: RefSeq, a predicted model, not a curated record
GACCCGUCAUGCACUGUGUAUUCUGACAUCUUUCUAUCAGAACCAGCAUUAACUUCUUCAGCAAAUUGUGUAACAGUAGCUUGUCUGUUGGAUCAGACCACACAGGCCAGCCUUCGCUCCUCACAUGCAUCACUGGGCUUUGACCACCCAUGACCCAUGGCUGGUUCAUGACUGUUGGACCACUUUUGAUAGAUACUGACCACUGUAGACCAGGAACACCCCACAAGAGCUGCAGUUUUGGAGAUGCUCUGAUCCAGUGGUCUAGCCAUCACAAUUUGGCCCUUUGUCGAACUUACGCUUGCCAAUUUUUCCUGCUUCUAACACAUCAACUUUGAGGGCAAAAUGUUCACUUGCUGCCUAAUAUAUCCCACCCACUAACAGGUGCCAUGAUGAGGAGAUCGUCAGUGUUCUUCACGUCACCUCGUUCUGCUUAGAAUUUUAUGGCUGAUCGGUGUAGCUUGGCAGGGAGCUAUAAAAUAUUCAUCUGAACGACUGCAUUAUUUUAUAAAUCAAUAAUAAAAGAUAUGACAAAAGUGUGUGGUUCCUAAAGGUGAACAAACGCUGUGGAACCGGACAAGUGAGACUGGCUUCAUCACAAGACUGUGUCAGACCCUCUAAAUACUCAUGCAGUAUUACUUGUGGACCUCAUGGAGGGAGUCUGGAUGCAAGCUUGGGCAUUUGUCACUGUGAGAUGUAUGUCUCUGUGGAGGAGCUGUGUAACUCCUCAUGCUUGUCUGCACUGCCUGUGCUAUCUGCCAGACUGGCUCCAAAUGGACAGCUGGUGCUCAGGAUCAAAGCGACGGAUGAAAGCAAAAUCUGGAGCAGAAACAUGAUGAAUUUACUGGGUCCUGACAGACAUAUCAGCAGCUUCGGAAAGAUCCACUUUGUCCAGUUUUCUCCAGAUGGAGUGUUUGGUUGGAUUUUAAAGGAUCCUGUACUUAUUGACAUCUUUUUAUCUGAACCAUUUGAAAUUCUGGAUGGACAUCCAAGAAAGCGAAGAGACACCCAUGAGCUAGGAUUACUGAUCUCAGGGCCUUUGCCUCGCAUUCCCAACCCCAUAGCUUGCCUUUCCCCCAAUGACAUGCUCAUCUUUCAGCUUACCAUCAACUACACAGACCGUCUCCUCAGCCAUUUUCCAGUCUAUCAAAAGAACCAUCUGUUCAGCAGUAACCCUACUUGGGACUUUGGUGCAUUCAGACAACUGGAACGCCUUGUCAAACAUUCCCAAUUUAAUUCUACCAGAUUUGCACAUGUAUUCAUGGAGCCAGGGAAGUAUGUGUUCCUGGACAAUGCAGUGCCAGACUGGAGCCUGAUAGUUGUAGUGAAAGAGGAGGGCACUGAUUGUGAUCCUACUGCAGCUGCCUUUCAGCCCACCUCUCCAGCACAGCUGGUGCGACAUAGGAUUGUCAGACAUCAGCGCCUCAACCUGCUGCCUGACUGGGGCACCAUUGGAGGGGUAUUGGCACUGAUGCUGAUACUAAUAGUGGUGUUGACUCUGUCUGCCCUGCUACUGAGACCUAAUCACAACAACCUCAUUGCUAAAGGCAGACCUAAGCCUAAAUGGCGCAGCUUAGGAGACCCUGCUGUUCCUGUAGCAUAUGUCUACAAUGGAGAGUGCAUGGAUAGCACUCUACUGGGAUUAAGGGGAGUGGGUGAGGGUGCAGAAGAAGAAGAACCUGCUUUGUGCAAAGGAUUCAAGAAUAUGUUCAUGGAGCUGGAAGGCUUCAAUGUGAAAACAUUGUACGACAAAUUAGAGGACCAGAAUUUACAUCUGGCAUCACAGCUGGCUAAGCAUCGCAAAGAUACACAGGAGUUCUUCAGGAAUAUCUGUCAGCAGACUGACAUGCUGCGGGAUGUUUUGGAGAAUAUGGAGCCCUCAAAACUGAACCAGUGGAAAAAAAUGAUAGAGAGUAAUGCGCAAGCUAAGAAGGAAUCAGUUUCUGUGGAGUCUUCCAUGGGCUUGAUGGAGGCUCUGCUGAAGUCUUUAGAAGCUGUGUUGUUUAGACUGAACAGAGAGGUGUGGCAUCAACAGCAACAACAACACAGAGAAAGCAGAGAGAGUCAAAUCCACACCAGAAACACCCAGAUUUCUUCAACUGACAUGAGUGACCUGAAAGCCCGGUCAGAUACAAAAGCAGAUUCUUCUGGCCCAGGUGGGAGGAAAUGUCUCUCAGUUCCUCCUUUGAGCACAGUACCUUGUGUAAGUGAAGAGGAUCUGGCCAAGCUGGUGGCUCUCACACCUCUCACCAGAACUCUGCAGGACAUACAGCAGUCUCUGCAAGAACUCAGCCACAAGGCUAGGGAAGGUUCUUCUCCAGCAAUUCCAGAUGACCCUGCAGACUGGACAUCGGCACAGCUGAUUCCUGUUGCUCUCGACAACCUUUCUCCAGGGCACUUUGCAGUGUUCCUGUUUGGUUGCCAUGUCGUUCGUCUGCUGAGCCGAGUCUGCUCCUUCCCUCCCGUCAUGCUGCUACUGGCUAAAGCUCUUCCAGUCACAUGCACUGAUUCUCUGCUGGUCUGCUGCAACAAAGAGUUUUACUACGACAUUUCCAACCAGAUCCUGUAUAUCCUCGAGAGCAAGCUUCAAAAUGCUGGCCAAUUUAUCUCAGUUCUUGUACAUUCUAUGGCCUAUAUUAGCUCAGGCUCUGCUCCACAAGAUUUCACCGGUGCUCUCCACACAGCUAUAUCUGCCCUGAGUAUGCAGUUAUUCCAUCUCUCCUUCACUCUGGAGCAGCAGGAAUGCACGAUUAAGGAGGAGAACCCAGAUGUUGUCUUUGGAACAAUAGUGGAGGACUUCCUCAGUGUUAAAGUUCCACCAGAAACUCAAUUCUCCCAAACUCUAUUGGCAGAAAGAUUGCAGAAGUAUAAGUACUUCAAAGUGGAGCAUAUACUUCAUGAACAGAAAGCCUUUUCAGCAUGCAGAUCUGCAGAAGAUACUGGUCACAUGAGCUGUAAAGCUGUAGAGCAGGAGCAAGCGUCGAGGUUAAAGCUUCAACAGCAGGACACAGUGGAACAGAGACUGAAGGAAAUGAGAGACAGGCUGUCUAACUCUAGUGCAGCACAGAGAACUGUUUGUCAGGAAGAAAACCAACCCCAAACUACAGAACAAACACAUCCAGACAGCCAGUCCAUGAACAAACACACAGUCAAAGCAGCUGACAGGCAGGGAGUGGUCACUGAGCCAUUCCUCAGCGAUAAACAACACAGCAAACACAAGGAGGAGGCUGAGGAGGAAAAGGACAUGACGGUUUAAAUAAUAAAUUGUUAGCUGUAAAUACAUUUUUAUCUCCCAAGCACUGAUUUAUACAGUUUUCAACAACUUGAGCGAAAAGUAGAAUCGAAAUUUAGAAUUCUUUAGCAGUUUAGUAACUUUACUAAACUUUAGUAGUUUCUUUUUUCUGCUUUAAUGACAGUGUGCACUCAAGCUCUUAUGGACUGAACAGUUUUGUAAAACCUCAUGAUCUACGUUAGAGCUGAUGAUCGUCGCAGUGUUGCAGUCUAAACGUGCUUCAAUGGAUGGAAUAAAACUCAAGGACCUUAAAGAAUUCAUUCACAAAUUUACUUAAGUUUAAAUAAUGGCCUAGGAAUGGUGCAGUAUCGUGAAUAUUGAAUAAAGACAUUGAACCUUAAGUUUUGCAGUGUGGUCUGGGACUUCAGUAUUUGUAUGGUGACAUGGGAAAACCCUGAAACUUCAAUUAUAUAUUACCACUUGGAUAGAACCACUGGGAGACUAUCACACCAUCUCUGAACUGCUGUUGCAUCUGUCAGCUUGCGACAGCAAGGGAUUAGUGCUGAGUCUGUAAUGAACACAGAAACUACACUGACCUAUUAGUUCCUCAGGAGCGCUUGGUUGCUGUUGUAGACAUCAUUUACGUUAUUGACUGUCCGGUGUCACCCAA